Molecule: messenger RNA, 433 nt
Organism: Penaeus indicus
Lineage: Eukaryota; Metazoa; Arthropoda; Malacostraca; Decapoda; Penaeidae
Product: pro-resilin-like
Exons: 3
Coding region: 9-386 (125 amino acids)
Cellular component (GO): extracellular matrix
Source: RefSeq, a predicted model, not a curated record
GUCCGAUCAUGAACACCAAGGUCCUCCUCCUGCUCAGUCUGGCAGCCAUCGUUGCCGCAGAUACACGUGAAGUCUACCGCCCACCUCAGGAAAUUUCUGAGGAGUCUUCUGAGGAAUCCUACGAGUCUUCGGAAGCCAAGUACAGCUUCGACUGGGCCGUCAGCGAUGACUCCUCAAGCAACGAAUUCGGACACCAGGAGACCCGCGACGGAGACCUCACCCAGGGAUCCUACUACGUGCAGCUCCCCGACGGCCGCCUGCAGACCGUCAAGUACUACGUGGACGGCGACUCCGGCUACGUGGCCGAAGUCAACUACGAGGGCGAAAUAUCUGACGAGUCUAACUCUUCUGAGUCUGAGGAGGAUGCGCCACGAUACGAAUCUUAGUGAAAAGAUGACACCGUAAAAUAUCUUAUUCAGAUCUGUUACUUUCG